UACACCAUUGAAGUUCGUUGCCAACAACGGUUAACACCACUGAAGAAGAAAAUCUGAAGUCAUCUUGUGGUAUGUGCGUAGGAAGUAAAUAACGUUUCAAAGGGUAGUGUUCUUCCUCCAGUCCAGGGUAAGGAGGUUGAUACCUGGCGGGUCUGUCUGUUAGUAUGUCGUCCAGGAGAGAACAGAGAUCCAGGUCCCUUUUAUUCGGCCUGCUGGUUGUACUGCUCAGUGACGCCAUCUCCUUUGCACACGCUAGUAAGAGUUUUGAAGAUGUGCGCUGCAAGUGUAUCUGUCCACCCUACAGGAACAUCACCGGACACAUUUACAGCAGGAAUGUCUCCCAGAAAGAUUGUAAGUGCCUCCAUGUGGUGGAGCCCAUGCCAGUGCCGGGCCAUGAUGUGGAGGCCUACUGCCUGCUGUGUGAGUGCAAGUAUGAGGAACGCAGCAGCAACACCAUCAAGGUGACCAUCCUCAUCUACCUGUCAGUGGUGGGCUCGCUCCUCCUCUACAUGUUGUUCCUGCUGCUGGUUGACCCUCUGAUCCGUAAACAUGACCCUUAUAUCCAACCCCUUCACAACGAAGAGGACUCUGAGGACAUGCGGCCGCAGCCUGAGGGUGCCAGUGCUGCUCAGGGAGGCAGAAGUAACACAGUACUGGAGAGGGUAGAGGGGGCACAGCAGCGGUGGAAAAAGCAGGUCCAGGAACAGCGCAAGACUGUCUUUGACCGACACAAGAUGCUUAGUUAAACCGCAAUGGCUGACUUCAGAUCAGAGGCUAGUCACCUCCUGAGCUUUGUCCACAUCUGCUGCUGUUAUACUGUCAUUAGCUAUGUCGUUUUUGUUCAGGAUUUCAAUUCCUUUGCCAUUUCAAUACAUUCCCAGCACCUUUAGGACAGUUUAUGUACAGUAAUGCUGUUUGGAAUGAUGGCUGGCCCAAUUGUCCUUUGUUUCCAAAAUUAUGGUUGCAGUCAUGACUCCUAAGCUAAAGAAUACAGAUGUGAUAGAAGUGUACCAAAUGAGGAGUAUAACAAAGCAGCAUAAUGCAAGUUAUAUCUUCAUUUCUGUGUCAUACACUGAGUGUACAAAAUAUUUAGAAUACCUGCUCUUUCCAUGACAUAGACUGACCAGGUGAAUCCAGGUGAAAGCUAUGAUCCCUUAUUGAUGUCACUUGUUAUAUCCACUUCAAUCAGUGUAGAUGAAGGGGAGGAGACAGUUUUAAAGAAGGAUUUUUAAGCCUUGAGACAAUUGGGACAUCGAUUGUGUGUGUGUGCCAUACAGACGGUGAAUGGGCAAGACAAAACAUUUGUGCCUUUAAACGGUGUAUGGUAGUAGGUGCCAGGCGCACCGGUUUGUGUCAAGAACUGCAACGCUGCUGGGUUUUUCACACUUAACAGUUUUCCAAGGACAUCCAGCCAACUUGGGGGGGAAGUGUUCCUAAUGUUUGUUAUACUCGGUGUAUGAUAGUAGGUGCCAGGCACACCGGUUGUUGGGGGGGGGGGGGGGGGGGGGGGUGUUCCUAAUGAAAUGAAACUGGAUAUAUUGCAAUGACGUCAUAAAAAAAUAAGCUUGAAAAAAUAGGACUGAUUCAGAAUGUCUGAAUAUGCUUAAGCACCUUUAAAUUCAACCCUCAUUGUUGUGUUGUGAAGCUACCUCAGUGCAGUGGAUACUGUAGCUAGGCUGAAUGUUUAACCACUGUAUAUGAGCACCAGCUCACUGCUUUUGGUUCAUUUAGCACUUCCUGAUGCUAUCCUUUGUACUGAAAGACACAAUAAUAGAAUAUUUACUCCUUUUAUUAAGCCUUGUAAUAAUGAUUCAUAGUUUUGCUGACUUUGUUUUGAGAGGCUCUGAAGUGGAGACUUGAGUUUAUUGAAACCUCUGAGGUAGCUGAAUGUGAAUGGCUUGUAACGCUCUUUUAUAAUGUAGUUAUUAACUGUAGAAUCACUGGUUAAUGGUUUUUGGAAUUACUGGAAUGCCAAAUGGCUUUGAAUGAUUCCAGAGUGGAAUAUUGCAGUCAGUGGGAUUGUCUCUCGCAUUAUUAGCAAGGACUGAUGCUCUGUGCGUGUGCGGGGGGGGGGGGGG
This is a messenger RNA of Salvelinus fontinalis (brook trout), 2078 nucleotides long. RefSeq names its product proton-transporting V-type ATPase complex assembly regulator TMEM9-like. The transcript has 6 exons. The record is from RefSeq and is a predicted model, not a curated record. The coding region runs from base 165 to 746 and encodes 193 amino acids. Lineage: Eukaryota; Metazoa; Chordata; Actinopteri; Salmoniformes; Salmonidae. Gene Ontology annotation, cellular component: lysosomal membrane.